This is a messenger RNA of Perognathus longimembris pacificus (Pacific pocket mouse), 630 nucleotides long. RefSeq names its product chromosome 20 C19orf33 homolog (gene C20H19orf33). The transcript has 4 exons. NCBI's taxonomy places the organism in Eukaryota, Metazoa, Chordata, Mammalia, Rodentia, Heteromyidae. Bases 166 to 465 code for a protein of 99 amino acids. Gene Ontology annotation, cellular component: nucleus. The record is from RefSeq and is a predicted model, not a curated record.
GUGAAGCCUGGAAAAGGUGGGUGAGUCAGAGCUCCCUACGGGGACAAAGGCUGAGGGUGGGGCUCCUAGGAAUUCCUGGGGCGGGCUGACUGCCUCCCUCCCCCGCCCCGGGGCACAGCUGUAGCUCCGGCCUUCCGGCCUUCCCUCCCGACGCACCUCAGCGCCAUGGAGUUCGAUCUGUCCGCAGCCCUGGGCUCCGCCUCCAACAAGCCAGAAGGGGCAGGCCCGGCAGGAGACCCCAAGUCCUGUCCCCCCAAAGCUCAGGGCGGGCCACAGGCAGGUGCGGCUCAGAGCCCUAGGCAACGCCGCGGGAGCUCCUCGGACUCCAGCAGCAGCAGCGGCAGCAGCUCCAGCGAGGCCGAGGCGGAGGGGAAGGCCGGCUGCAAGCUGCGCGAGCGCUCCUCGGAAAAGGCCAAGAAGCCCAAGAAGAAGAAGGAGAAGAAGGGGAAGAAGGCCCCCCAGUGACGGCGGACGGGCGGGCGAGGCCAUUAAACCUUGCCCUACCCUGCUCUCUGCCGCCCCGGGCCCGCCGGCCUGCCUCGCCCCGGCCGCCGCUCUCUGCUGCCCCCUGCCUGCCUGCUUCGUCCCCGUCCUCGGCGCGCCAGGCCGCCGCUCUCUGCCGCCCCCUGC